Molecule: messenger RNA, 2022 nt
Organism: Spirometra erinaceieuropaei
Lineage: Eukaryota; Metazoa; Platyhelminthes; Cestoda; Diphyllobothriidea; Diphyllobothriidae
Source: the annotation of a GenBank genome assembly
AUGCUUCAGACCUCUCACAGAUAUGACCUGCAAUCUUCUCAACUCCUCCUCUUUUAUGACGGUCUCGCAAAGGUCGGCGAAGGAGAAUUGCUCGGCUCCUGCGACGGCUACAGCGUUGCCCUUAAGAAGACUUCCCACACUGGUUCUAACACACAAGCAUAUGCUGAACAAAAAAACUUGCCGAGGUGCUAUGCAAUUGGCUCCCUGUAAGUGCUCCAAGAUUCUCCUCCUCGUCAGCUGCGGCACAGUUCUGUUAGUUUCCUUUGGCACGACUGCAGAAUGCGUGUGGAUUUAGAAUGGUUGAUGGUGAAUCCAUGUUUUUGUCCGAAGUUGAUUCAGUAUUUGAGCUUUCAUAUUUAUCUUGAUUAAGACUCCCAGAAUUUACUGUAUACACAUAUGCAUGCAUUUAUCUGACUGUAAAAUUGUGAUUUCAAAUAAAUUUUCCUCUCUCACUUUUCAACCUCAAUCCUCAUCGUAUUCGUCUGCAGCAGACUUGUCCGCCCUGCGCAACAAGCGGUCGUCACCAACAGCUGCACACCUUAUGCUGGGAGUUGAAACAAAAUGCACAGAAACAUUUGGUGGGAUGUAGUGUGUGACGAUAUGUAGACAGAGCUGUCUGGAAGUCGCCGAUUCUGAGCCGGUUGGUAUAUUUCUUGUAAAAAAACCAGCGUGAAAACGAGAAGAGAGAGAAUUUGGUGUGUUUUUUCUUCUUUCAAAGUAUCCACAAACGACAUCCUGCAAGGCAGCGCUAAUGUCAUUCUUGAAGUUUCACUGUAGAAACUUCUAGCUGGCCAAUAAAUGACUAAUAUCAAGUAGAAGUCGAAUGAGGACAGAAGUGACGGUGGUCGUCCCCUGGACCCGGUGGUGAUAUCUAGGUAAUUAACCAAUCAUUCUGCGCCAGCUCAUGGUUUACGACAGUUGGCGAACCUACCCAGGACACAUGUCCGGCGCCAAACAUGAAACCAACUGCCACUCUGGCUCCAAUUCAAAUCGAUAACGCACAGAACACUCGCAGGAACUACUUUAUCAGUUUCAGUAGGCAAGAAUCGUAGGAUUAGUUUUAGCCACGUUUUGCGCCUAGACCUACAAAGUUGACGAAAUCUCCAAAAAACCACCCAAGUGCUUUAAGGCGCAUAGAAAUUACGGGUGUCACUUGAAGGCUUGAAAUCCCUGUACUCCACCAGAUAUACCCCAUCCUGCCGCGCACACUGCCUACAGCCCCCUUAGACACUGAUUUGGGGAUAUGUUCACCUGUACUAUCUACGAUCAGCUAUUAUAUGUCGUAUGACCAAAACGUGAGGCUGCACAUCGGAUGAUUUUAGCGAACUUCCCAGAUCAGAAUAUCACCCCACCCUCUCCUCCUCCUCCUCCCCCUCUUCCUCCUAUUUCACCUCAUCCCCCUCUUCCUUCUUCAACUCUCGCGACUCCAACUCAUCUGCGUAGACGGCAACACCGUCUCCCCAGACACACUUCCACCCUCUCCUACCGGCACCGUACAUUUGAGUCAGACAUCGGCCUGACUGACAGUGACUGGCGAAUCCAUCGCAAUCGCACCAGCAUACCAGUACCAGCAAGAGCCUUCACAGAAUCAGCAGCCAUUGCAUAGGUCUAUUUGGCCAUAUGCGCAUCCACCAAAUUCGCACAAAAAAACAAUGCGUUUCAGGUUCAUAAAAAUACCCGUCAGUUCAACCGUCCUUGCCAGUGAUGUCCACCGUGUUGUCCGUAGCAAGGCGAAAGCAGACACGAUGAUUUGCGCGUGAAUUAGUUAAUUGGGGGCGUAGAUUUGCGCAGCAUCUACAGCAAUCUACUCUCCUCCUCCUCCUCCUCCUCCUCCUAAUCCUCCUCCUCCUCCUCCUCGUCCUCCUCCUCCUCCACCCCCACCUCCUCCUCCCCCUCCUCCUGCCCCCCACCUCGAUCCGGUGUUGGGUCAUUGUCAAAAUACUGGUGGCGGGAGAAGGUGCAGUUGGCUGGCAUGGCCGUACCUGCUCCAAGGCGCACCAUCACGCCCCUGGUCCACAGUAA